AUGCCACGGUCUUACAAAAGAAAAUCAGCAAGAGGAUCAUACGGCGAAGAGUCGCUUCGUCAGGCAUUAGCGGCCAUUCAUGAUGGAACACCAGUGAAAACAGCUGCACGGCAGUACGGUAUUCCUCAACGAACACUAAGACGACACCGGGAUAAGAAAGUAUUACAGCCGGAAAAAUUGAAAUUGGGACGAUUCGAAUUGGAUAUUCCCAUUCAAUAUGAAAAAGAAUUGGUGUCCCUAAUUCAAAAUAUGGAAAAGGCUUUAUUUGGUCUAAGCAUUAUGGAUGUGCGAAAAUUGGCAUAUGAUUUUGCUGAGAAAAUAGACCUGGAGCAUCGAUUUAGUAAUGAGACAAAAAUGGCAGGAGUAGAUUGGAUACACGGUUUUUUAAGGAGAAAUAACCAACUGUCAAUAAGACAGCCUGAGGCAACAAAUAUCUCACGAGCAGUCGGUUUUAAUCAGGAGAAGAACGUCGAUGAAACGGGUAUUUCAACAGUGCAAAAACCAGUAAAAGUGGUUGCGACUAAAGGCACUAGACUUGUUGGUCGUAUGACAAGCGGGGAACGGGGUCAAACUACAACAGUAAUGUGUGCUUUCAAUGCAGCUGGGAUGUACAUACCUCCAAUGUUUAUUUUUCCACGGAAGCUUAUGGUUGACUCUUUGAUGAAUGAGGCACCACCAGAAGAUUUUUUUGCAUCAAAGCUAACAGAUGAACCCUUACCGAAUACAGUCACUUUAGCUCAACAAACACCUGAAUCUGUGAAACCUGCACAGGAUGUUGAUCAUGCAAAAAAAGAUCAUAAAACGACACUGUUGAAGAUCAUGGGUCAAAUUAAAAUUGACAACGUGAGAAUUAGAAAACGAAAAUCAGAAAAAGCUGCCCUUUUGACAUCUAGUCCUUACAAAAAUUUACUCGAAAAAAGGGAAAAUUCAAAAACUAUGUCAAAACGACAACUGAUAAAAGGUAGCGGUAAAGAAAAAAAGAAAAAAAUUGAUUGUGAACCAUGUAAUACUUGUCAGUUGAAAUAUUGUGAUGACGUAACGGGUCGAAACUGGAUUCAAUGUCAGUCUCUAACAUGCUCACAGUGGUACCACAAUGAAUGCCAAGGACUUGAUGAGAACUAUAAUGAACAAUUUAUAUGCAUUGAUUGUGAAAAUUCUGAUUCAGAUUAA
This is a messenger RNA of Helobdella robusta, 1170 nucleotides long. RefSeq lists its product as hypothetical. Gene Ontology annotation, cellular component: nucleus. The record is from RefSeq and is a predicted model, not a curated record. Lineage: Eukaryota; Metazoa; Annelida; Clitellata; Rhynchobdellida; Glossiphoniidae. Gene Ontology annotation, molecular function: DNA binding. The coding region runs from base 1 to 1170 and encodes 389 amino acids. The transcript has 3 exons.